AUGGAUGAAAAGAAUUUUGUUGAUGUGUCUUCCUUCAUGCUGUUGGAGGCCACGGGUGACUCAGAGGCUGAUUCUCAUGAGCUCAACAUGGCUUCAGGGGAUGCUAGUUAUUAUGGUAACGACGACGACGGCGAUGCAGAGUCAUGCAUCUCUGAUAUGUUGGAGAGUAAGCCCAUUUUUGAGCUCAGGGAUCCAAGAGGACCAAGACAUCAUUAUGGUUAUCACAAUGAUGGCGGUGAUGAUGAGAAGAGAAUCAUUGAUCAAGAUUUGGCUAAUGAUGACGACGACGACGACGAUACGGGAAAUUCCCAUGAUGAUCAAGACCCUCUUCAUGUUGAUGAUGGCGAUGGUGACGACGACGACGACGACGACGACGACGACGACGACGAGGUGGUUAUGAAGAGCACUGCCAAAACUAGGCAACACAAGAAAUCAAAGGUUUGUGUUGAUUCAACCAUGGGAUUGUUGAAUGAGAUGGAAAAGAGCAGGCUUUUCUGGGAGGCUUGCUUGGCAUCUUGA
This is a messenger RNA of Rhododendron vialii, 519 nucleotides long. RefSeq names its product pheromone-processing carboxypeptidase KEX1. Bases 1 to 519 code for a protein of 172 amino acids. The record is from RefSeq and is a predicted model, not a curated record. Lineage: Eukaryota; Viridiplantae; Streptophyta; Magnoliopsida; Ericales; Ericaceae. The transcript has a single exon.